GCCGGCUAUAGCGCACGCUACAAGGCUCCGACGAUGAUAUAUAGAGUAUACGACUUACAGUUAAACCGCGUUGGGAAGUGGCCCAGAUUACAGAGACUUUACAGCAUCAAGUCCUAAACCGAUAUCCUGUUCGGACGCUUAAGCGCUUAAGACUUUUUAAUACUUGUAAAAAGGGAUAUUCCGGCGGCAUCGCGGAGUUUUCUGGCGAUCGACGUCGAUGCGUGAGAUAUUCCGACGGCGAUAGAGGAAAGUCCGGUGCAAAAGGCGGAUUUGUCGCGUGGAAUUUUCGAGUGGUUCGUUUUUUAGUUGUUUGUUUAUUUUUUCGAGAAAGUAUUAUACCUAAAUGGUGUAGUGAAGUCGCUGUGAUAUAGACUUGUGAUUUUGUGCACGUGUGCCGUUUGUGUUUAGGUUCAAUCCAUCACCAAACUAUGCCCUCAUCCAUCAACUAAACGAACAUUAUCCAAACCCAUCGAAAUCGAAUCGCAAAAGCGAAAUGGAGCGCCUGGAGUCCCUGCAAGACCCGUCGCUGUGCCUGCAGGACCUGGUGACGGGCGUGACGACGUCGUCGGCCAGCUCCGACAUCCACGGGCACCACUCGAUGCACGAGACCACCGCCUCGGUGAGCUCGGCCAUAUCGGGCAUAAUGAGCGGCGCCUCGUCGUCGGUGCUGGGCCACCACGUCGCGACGCACGACUCGCCGCACCAUCCGGGCGUCGUGCCGCACACGCCGUCCCUCCACCACGAGCCGCUCGAGAAGCUGAAACUUUGGGCGGAGACGGGCGACUUCCGAGACGCCCACAACGGCAUGACGGGAUCAGCGAUGGAUCAUCCGCAGUUACCUUUUCCCGGUGCGGUCCGGUCGAGAACGCGAGAAAGAAAAGUGAGUAGAACGUUAUCGGACACGAUAAAGACGGAAUCGGGCGUUGGGGUGGAAUCGACGGAGCCGGACGACGGCAAAAACGACAAGAAGAACAAGAGACAACGCAGACAGAGGACCCACUUCACCAGCCAGCAGCUGCAGGAAUUGGAAGCUACAUUCGCCAGGAACCGAUAUCCCGACAUGAGCACCAGAGAGGAGAUCGCAAUGUGGACGAAUUUAACCGAAGCUCGAGUCAGGGUGUGGUUUAAGAACAGGCGGGCGAAAUGGCGAAAGCGCGAGCGCAACGCGAUGAACGCGAUGAACGCGGCCGAAUUCAAGACGAGCUUCGGCACGCAAUUCAACGGGCUGAUGCCGACGAUCAGCGAUGACAGCUUCUACUCGUACCCGACGUACAACAACUGGGCGACGAAGGUGCCGAGCCCGUUGGGCACGAAGCCCUUCUGGCCGGUGGUGCCGUCCAGCCACCACCAGAGCCCCGUGAAUUGCUUCAACGCGGCGACGAGCGUGACCGGCGCCACCAUGUCGGGCGCCGUCAGCUCGAUGCUGCCCGGCGGCAUGGGCACGGUGAUGACGUCGGCGCCGGGGGCGGUGUCGGCGCAGCCUUGUCCGUACACGACGCCGGCCAAUCCGUACUCGAUGUACCACAGGACGGCGGCGGAGCCGUGCACGGCCAUGUCCGCCUCCAGCAUAGCCUCGCUGAGGAUGAAGGCGAAGCAGCACGCGCCGUUCGUCGGGUACUCGAGCGUCAGCCCGGUGAGGUCGUCUUCGGCCGGCCUGUCGGCCUGCCAGUACGCGGGGAGCGGCAUCGGCGUGGGUGAGAGGCCCGGCUGAGAGCAGGAGUUGGCCUUGAUUGGCCAUCUCAAACACGAAGACCAAGAUGAUUGAGUGUUGUUGGAUCGAAGCGGAUCGAUUUUUCGAUCGAGAUAUGAGUAAGGUUUUUGAUUGUUUUUUUUUUACUCACGCCGUCGGGCGAUAAUACACCCCAUAAAUCCUCUUGUUAGUCGACCAGCAAUAGUUCUCAGUCGACUAAAAAAUAAUUAUUGCUGCUCGUCCAACUAUUACUAGUCGACUAACAAUUGUUACUGAUAGGCUAAUAAUUGUUGCUAGUCGACUAUUAAUUGUUGCUGAUGGAAUAAUAAUUGCUGCUAGUCGACUAACAAUUGUUGCUAGUCGUCAAACAGUACGUUUGUUCCCAAAAAUCAAUUGAACAGUGCACAAACUAAUCACUGAUUGUGUUACAAAAAAAUCAAGACAAAAGCUUCAAAUAUUACACAAUUUUUAAUUAACUGGCCAAACGUUAAUUGGGAAUAAAGUUAUAAUUGUUGCACCAUGAGCAUUAUUUUAUUUAUACAUAUCUACAGGGUGAUCCACUCCACUGCAAACUUCUUUAGUAUUACUAACUUCGAAUUUCUCCAAUGUCCUGGUAUAUCCGCUAUUCAGUUUAUCCCUUGCGAAUGUUACCCCUGUGUACAGUAAUACAUGCAAAAUUGAAUAAAUUAUUAAUAUCAAAUUUGCAACACAAUAAUUUUGAUCGAAGUUAUUGCAUAAAUAAACUUUGAAAAAUUCGAUGUCGUUUUGUAAAUAAAAAUUUAUCUUCAACGGUAAUUUUGGAUGUACAUAUAGAUAUCUAAGUAGGGUUUAUUUUAAUUACAAAUGAGAAAAUUUCGUCUUCCUAUAUGACCCUCCUCCCAACAAUCAGUAUUAAUACUGCAAAUAUUUUUUUUCAAUAUUUAUUUGUAAUCUAGAGAUAAAUUAAUUGAUAAUUUAAAUGAUUUUUUUAUAACUGCACAUUCUGAUAAAAACAAUUAAAGUACUUAGGUUUUAAUUCCCAGGAAAUGAUCAAUUUUAAUAUAGUAGAUAUGCAGUUCGAUUGAUACAUAUAGCUGUUGAUGUGAAACUACAAUGCGUAAUUGCACAACUUAAAUUCACAGCUAUACCAGUUGGUCUGUAAAAAAAAUAGAAAAUACUAUUUUUUUUAAUUCAAUUUCACUCAUUAAAACUCCAUCGAUCAAUUUUGUUAAAUAAAUUGGUACGUCGGCGAAAUGUCUUUCGAUUUCAUAACAAUUUUUUAUUAUUUUCAAUGUCGUAUUUUAUUUGUUAUCGGUUAUGAUAAUCUGGCUGGAAAGGACUCGUCGAGUGUUUGUCAUGUAAUUUUUUCGUAAUUUUAGAACUCGGAGAGAAAAUUAAAUAUUUAAUCGUGUGUUUGAAAUUGCACAUUUCGCAAAUUCGAAGAAAUUAUCGCAAUACGAGAAAAAUCCAAUGAAAAUUGAGAGAAUCUAAUUUAAGCAAUAAAAAUAUAAAGUUUAUUAUCUUCGGAAAUUUCUUCCAAAUUCGCCCAAUUAUUUUUAUAUAUUAGAUAACCAAACUUUUUUAUUAUUUUCGCAAAUUUUAUUAGUUUUAAUUCCAUUUAAGAAAACGCAAAAAGUUUAACAAACAUUUUUUAAUCUCGAAAAAAAUACCAAAAACUCUUUCUGCCUUUUCUUGACAUAGUACAAAUAUAGAUGCACUUAUUUUGUUUUAUUCUAGUACUUACCAAAAAUUUGUUUUAAUAAGAUUUUUUGUUGAUUAGAUAAGAGUUUUACAAUACCAUUUUUUGUACAUUUACAGGGCUCAUUAAUCUUACGGCAAAUUUCUAUAUCAUAAAAUAUUAAUAAAAAAAUUACUUAGUCCACAUUUUGUAAUUAUACAGGGAGUUGUAUCAUAAUUUUUAUAUUUAGAAUUACUCCGUACUCGGUCGUAAGUUUGGUGUACCCUGUGUAUUUAUUCGUAAUUUAAAUUGUUAUAAAAAUGCAUUCAGAGCGUAGACUGUUAAUUUAGUGGAAGUCAA
Messenger RNA from Phyllotreta striolata, 3707 nucleotides. The record is from the annotation of a GenBank genome assembly. NCBI's taxonomy places the organism in Eukaryota, Metazoa, Arthropoda, Insecta, Coleoptera, Chrysomelidae.